Molecule: messenger RNA, 3099 nt
Organism: Chrysemys picta bellii (western painted turtle)
Lineage: Eukaryota; Metazoa; Chordata; Testudines; Emydidae
Source: RefSeq, a predicted model, not a curated record
UGGAGCUGCCCAUCGGCACUGACCUGGCGCCUGCUGCCAAGGUGCUGGGUUACACGGUGCUGCCCAAUGGAGAGCUGGCUGCCGACUGCGCCCGGCUGCAAAUGGCAAAGUGCCUCCCGAACAAGGUGAAGCUGGCCUUUUCGCAGGACUGGGCCCUGCCAGGCUCAGAGCUCCAGCUGCGGGUGCAGGCUGCCUCUGGGUCCCUGUGCGCCGUCCACGCCGUGGAUCAGAGCGUGCUGCUCAUGAAGCCCGAGGCUGAGCUCAGUGUCGACACGGUCUAUAAACUGCUCCCCUAUAUUCCCCAAGGAGACUAUCCCGAUGCAGUGCGAGAGCGUGAGUCAUGUUAUCAUGGGGACCCUGGUAGCUCCGGUGCGGUUCCAUUUCUUAACUGCCGCGUUGGCAGGUGGAGGUGUCGCAGAGGGACUAGCAGCUGGACUCCCCGACUGCCUAAUGCCUACAGCCUGUUUAAGAAUGUGGCUUUGAAAAUUCUCACCAACACCAACACCAAGGAGCCAUGUGAACAUAAACGCUAUAUAACACGUCGUGCUGUCCUAACCUCGGCUGUCGGGCGGGGCCCCGCAUUGUCUUCACUAGCAAGUGUGGCUAGUGCAGCAGGGACCCCAGUGAGCAAUGCCCAGCCCGUGCCAGAACGCUGCACCCAGGAGGAGCCAGUGCCACAUGCGUACUUCACAGAGACGUGGCUGUGGGACCUGGUGCCUGUGGGCGAGGGGGGCUCCAAGGACGUCCCAGUCUCGGUGCCCGACACCAUCACGGAGUGGAAAGCUGGGAUGUUCUGCACAGCGGAGGUCGGCUUUGGGCUCUCGCCCACGGCCACCUUCACGGCCUUCAAACCCUUCUUUGUGGAGCUGGCCUUGCCAUAUUCCGUGAUCCGGGGAGAGACCUUCACCCUAAAGGCCACCGUCUUAAACUACCUGCGGCAGUGCAUCAAGGUGCGAGUGACGCUGGCGGAGUCUGUGCAGUUCCAGGUGCAGGCGGCCGAGGACGGUGCCUACACCAGCUGCCUCUGUGCAGACGAAGGGAAAACCUUCCAGUGGGAGGUGACAGUGAGCAGCCUGGGGGAGGUGAACUUCACCGUCAGCACCGAGGCUCUGCGCACCGAGGAGCUGUGCGGCACAGAGGUGGCCGUGGUGCCGGCCCAGGGGCAAGUGGACACCGUGAUAAAGCCCCUGCUGGUCCAGCCGGGGGGGAUCCCGGAGGAGAAGGCGCACAGCUCCCUGCUCUGCCAGGAAGACUCUGAAGAAAUCUCCUUGCAGCUGCCAGCGAAUGUCCUGGCGGGGUCCGAGCAGGCCCACGUGACUGUCCACGGAGACAUAAUGGGCACAGCUCUGCAGAACAUAGACCACCUGCUGGCCAGGCCCUACGGAUCCGGAGAGGAGAACAUGGUCCGGUUCGCUCCCAACAUCUACAUCCAGCAGUACCUGGAGAAGAGCGGGCAGCUGAGCCCAGAGAUCAAAGACAAGGCCCAGGGAUUCCUCCGGAGAGGCUAUCAGCGCGAGCUGCUCUAUAAGCACAAUGACGGCUCUUACAGCGCCUCUAGGAAGAGAGACGCCAGGGGCAACACCUGGCUGACGGCCUUCGUUCUCAAGUCCUUUGGCCAGGCCAGGGCCUACAUCUCCAUCGACGAGAAGCACCUAGAGGACGCCCUAAGGUGGCUGCAGCGUCACCAGCUGGGGACUGGCUGCUUCCGCAGUGUGGGGAAGCUGUUGAACAAUGCCCUGCAGGACCCCAUGGUGACCAGGGCCCUCCAGUGCCUCCGGGAGUCGAGCACCAGCGACCUCUACACGCAGGCGCUGCUGGCCUACGCCUUCGGGCUGGCGGGGAGCACUGAGCUGCGGGACGCCCUUCUGCAGCGCCUGGCCCAGCACAGCGUCAGCGCCGGGGGACAGCUCUACUGGCAGAGGAAGGUGAAGGCCCUGCCCAGCCCCUAUGGAAACCAGGCCCCGUCGGUGGAGAUGACGGCUUACGUGCUCCUGGCCUAUCUCUCCCUGCCCAACGUGUCUGCUGCCGACAUGGGGACCGCUGUCCAGAUCGUCCGCUGGCUCAGCAAGCAGCAUUACCCCUACGGGGGCUUUGCCUACACGCAGGACAUGGUGGUGGCCCUGCAGGCCCUGGCCAAAUAUGCAGCCCUGACGAACAGCGCGAGCGGGGCUGUGUCGGUGACGGUGAGUUCCCAGGCCGGGGCCCGGCAGCAAUUCCACGUGGAGAACGCCAACCGGCUGGUGCUGCAGCGAGCGGCCCUGCAGGAGAUCCCCGGGCAGUACACGGUGCGGGCCAGCGGCAAGGGCUGUGUCUUUGUGCAGCUGACUCUGCGCUACAACAUGCCGCCCCCAAAGAGCGCCGCGACCUUUGACCUGCGGGUGGAGACGGAGCCGAAGGAGUGCACCGAGACCUCCAGAUCCCGCUUCAGCCUCGUGCUGCACGCCCGGUACAGCGGGGAGCGCCCAGCCACCAACAUGGCCAUCAUCGAGGCCAAGCUGCCGUCAGGAUACAUCCCCGUCAAGAGCUCCCUGCGGCAGCUGGAGAAGCAGCCUUUGGUGAAGUGGCUGGAGGUGCAGAAUGACCAGGUGACGCUCUAUCUGGACCAGCUGACGAAGGAGGCGGCGAAUUUCACCUUCUCCCUGGAGCAGGAUUUCCCUGUGAAGAAUCUCAGAGCAGCCCCAGUGAGACUGUACGAUUACUAUGAGACAGGUGAACACACAGAGGCUGAGUACAGCGCCCCCUGCGGCUCAGCCCCUGACACCAACAUGAUGGGAAAUUCCCAAUGAGGCCCCCACCCCUGCUGGGCAGCCCCCUCCCCUCCGUCCCGAGAGCCCCGCGCCAGCAGCCGACACCCCAGGAUCGAGGGGGCACGGACAGACCUCGGCUCAGAUGCUGCUCUUCCCCAAACCGGCUGCAGUAUCCCCCUUAGCACCUUCUUCAGCCAACGCCUCCCCGUUCGCUCUGCAAACAUCCCACCUGCUCUCCCAUCUCUCAGCCUCCAGACCGGCCCGUGUGAUCCCAGCUGUCUGUCACACGCGGGGACCAUUGGCGGCAGUGGGGACCCCUGGGGUUUGCUGCCCAUCCUGCCCGGAGAGCCAG